Messenger RNA from Spirodela intermedia, 482 nucleotides. NCBI's taxonomy places the organism in Eukaryota, Viridiplantae, Streptophyta, Magnoliopsida, Alismatales, Araceae. The record is from the annotation of a GenBank genome assembly.
AUGGAGAUGAAGAAGACACCGGCCGCCAUGCUCGUCCUCCUGUUGCUCGUUGGCUGCCUGGUGGAGGAAAUCAACUGCGACGCUUUCGACUGCUACGACGCGUGCACCACCGGCUGCGUCGCCUCCUACAUAAACCACCGUAAGUUUUACGGCGGCGGGGGCCUCCCUGAAAAAAGAGGUCCUCUCUGAAUGCUCCUGCCCUAGUAGGAUUACCGUCCGUCGGAUGUAGUUCCCACGGCCAAUAACUUGUCGGUCACAAGUUCUCUUUCUUGGUUUCUUUCCUCUGCCCUUAAUGUCUCGUUCUCCUGUCGGCGGAGCGAACAGCGCGUCUGAUGCAACGUUGCGAACGCAAGUGUGCCAUCCAGUGCAGCCCAGGUGGUCUUCGCUCUCGGUGAAGCUCUCUGGAUCUUCCAUUGAUGAAGCCUCUGAAAAGGAGAUAUCGUGCCCUUGCAGGAGCCACGGCGGGUCGCGGAAGACGAUAG